UCUUAUAUCUUCAUUUUUUUUUAAAACUAAAAUAAAUAUGCAUUUGAAAAUGUUUUCAACCAUACCAGGCAAUUUAAUUAGUAUUUUCCAAGAUAAAAUGAUGUUCAACAGAUGCAACGAAAAGAUAUCUGUUCCGACUUCCCACUUCCCACUUCCGACACCAUCACCGUCCAACGUGCAUGACUGUUGAUGAACCAUUUUAAAACAAACAUUUUUCACGUUGGUGAAAAAAUAAACACAGAUACCACUCAAAAUAUUAGUCAAAGACUGCUUCUCUUUGACCAAUCCUCGUCCUUCUACAUCUUUUUGGCUUUCAUCCCACAUUAAUUAUACAUUUGUACUCUGUUCUCUCAGUUCUCAUAAACUCACACCGUCACACGUUUGUGCCGUCCAUAACCAUUCUUGAUCUUAGCCCAAAACCAAAACAAAAAUAUCCGCUGCCCAUAACAACAAUUCCCAAUAUUCAACCAUAAUCAAUUCCCAUUCUUACGUAUUUUACGAUUAUUAUAUAUAGCCCAGUAGACACCUUCCAGCUUUCAUCAUCGGUCCACAACCAUUGACAUUUCUUUUUCCCAAACUACUCUAUUCUACUUCUUCUACUCAGUUAAUUGAGAUCCGAUCCUUGCAAAAUCUCUAAUCGAUGGCUGCUGCUUCAUCAACCUAUGCUGCAAUCAGGGGCGCUGCCUCAGCUUCCUCCAUGAAGGUGAAGCUGCCAACAACCUCACCAUCCCAGAAAUCACUCUGCUUCAACCUCCCAAAUCCCUUCAUCUCCCAGAAGAAGAACCUCAGUUUAACUAACGGUGCCGCCGCGAGAUCUUUCACCUGCAAGAGCCAGGCCACACCAUCUGAUUCCAGACCCAGUAAGUAUUAGUGCUCCUCAGGCUCAAAUCAAUCAUGGGUCUAUCAAUUCCUCAUAAUGAUGUCGAAUUAAUUUUGUGCUGGUUAAAAUUGUUAUAUGUUUCAGCUAAAGUUCAAGAGCUGAAGGUGUAUGAGAUCAACGAACGCGAUCGUGGAAGCCCGGCCGUUCUUAAAUUGAGCCAAAAACCAGUCAACUCCUUAGGCGAUCUUGUCCCUUUCAGCAACAAAGUUUACAGCGGAUGUUUGCAGAAAAGGCUGGGAAUAACGGCGGGGAUAUGCAUUUUGAUCAAGAACGAGCCGGAGAAGAAAGGUGAUCGGUUUGAGGCAAUUUACAGCUUUUACUUCGGGGAUUACGGUCACAUAGCGGUGCAGGGGCCGUAUUUGACCUACGAGGACACGUACCUUGCGGUGACUGGCGGAUCUGGGAUCUUUGAAGGGGUGUACGGUCAAGUCAAACUCCAGCAACUCAUUUUCCCCUUCAAGCUGUUCUACACUUUUUACUUGAAGGGCAUCCCGGAUCUUCCCAGCGAGUUGACGGCUCCGCCAGUUCCUCCGUCACCCGCCGUGGAACCCUCGGCUGCUGCCAAGGCUUGUGAGCCCGGAGCCACCGUCUCCAACUUCACUAAUUAAAAUAAUUCCUUAACAAUAUUUUUGCUGUUUUUUUUGUGUGGUUGGUGGGAAAAGCUUUUGAGUUUUUUUUUCCCUUUUUAGUCGUAGAGAGAUGAUUAUGCGACUUUUCCAACUUGUAAUGAAUAAUGGUGAUGGUGCUGGAGAGGGAAGGGGGAAAAAAAAAAGGAAAGAAAAAAGAUAGUGUCACGUUUUUCAAUUUGGGCAAAUUUUUUUUUGGAUAGUCAGUGGCAGUGGCACUACUAGGAGAGUGUACUAGUGGGGGGUGACAAUAAUUGUAGUAUUCUCAACAAUCACUACUCCUGGUUUAUUUAUGGAUAUUUCGAGUUUAUUUUUACUAUUAUCAACUUCUUUGUUUUGUGCCUUUUGGGAAUUGGAAAAUUGUUUGUGUGCGUGCCUUUCAUUUGCACUUGUUAUGGCUGUUUGCAAUUAAGAAACUAAGACAAUUUCAAAAAAGCAAAUUUAUCAUUAUAUUUGCCUUAUUGUUUUGAGCAAUGAUA
Molecule: messenger RNA, 1985 nt
Organism: Oldenlandia corymbosa var. corymbosa
Lineage: Eukaryota; Viridiplantae; Streptophyta; Magnoliopsida; Gentianales; Rubiaceae
Source: the annotation of a GenBank genome assembly